AUGACAGUGCUGGGUGUUUCUCCAGAGAAAGGAAUAGCGCGGAAGAGGCGUGAAGCGGGUUGCGGCUCUCCAGGCGCCACCCAGCCGCGGGAUUACAGCUCUGAGUUAAAAUUCCCGACGGCGGCGGCAGAGCGAGUAAUUAACGGCGCGAGUAAUGGACGCCCCGGGACGCGCAGAUCCGACGCCCACGCACCGUCGCCGACUGCGGCCGCACUUCAGUGCCCGCCGUCUCUGGGCGAGGCCGGCCGCUCGAAAGCGGCUGCAGGACAGGCUGCACAGCCACCGCUUGGGAAGGCGGCCCGGCUGAGGGGUCGACGUCCAUCAGCUCCGAAGGCGGUGGCGACUGAAGAGGGACCGCAGGCGCCGGAGCGACCACCUGGGGCGCUCCCGGAUGAAGCUGCGCGGGAGGCAUCAACGGGACGGGCUGUCGGCGUGGUAGCGGCGACGGCUGCUGCUGCUGCCCUGGAGGCGGCAGCGAAGUCGGAAGGCGCGGCUGGAACCCGCCGCGGACCAAAUCUGUGGACAAAGAACGAGCGGCAGAAUCCGGGCGGCCAGCGCGGCGCAACUGGUUCUGAUGCCUCUUGUGCACCCCAGUAG
Messenger RNA from Schistocerca americana (American grasshopper), 597 nucleotides. Its product is annotated as testis-specific gene A8 protein-like. The record is from RefSeq and is a predicted model, not a curated record. The transcript is spliced from 2 exons. NCBI's taxonomy places the organism in Eukaryota, Metazoa, Arthropoda, Insecta, Orthoptera, Acrididae. The coding region runs from base 1 to 597 and encodes 198 amino acids.